AUGGCUCAACCAGGAAUGCAAGGCAUGCCGAUGCCAGAUCUUUCGAAUGCUAUCGUGGCACAAGAUGAAAUGGGAAGACCAUUCAUUAUUGUCAGAGAUCAAGGAAAGAAGACUAGAAAGCAUGGAUUAGAAGCUACCAAAUCUCAUAUAUUGGCUGCCAGAUCGGUUGCCUCUAUUAUCAAGACUUCCUUGGGACCAAGAGGUUUAGAUAAGAUUUUAAUUCUGCAAGAUGGAGAAAUAACCAUCACCAAUGAUGGUGCCACCAUUUUACAGUCUAUGGACUUGGAUAAUCAAAUUGCCAAGUUAUUGGUUGAAUUGUCUAAAUCUCAAGAUGACGAAAUUGGUGACGGUACUACUGGUGUCGUUGUGUUAGCAUCUGCCUUAUUGGAUGAGGCUUUAGAGUUAAUCGAGAAAGGUAUCCAUCCAAUCAAGAUUGCCAACGGUUUCGACGAAGCUUGUAAGAUUGCCUGUCAACAAUUGGACAAAAUCUGUGAUGAGAUCGAUGUUAAGAAUGAAUCUAACGACUCCAACCUUUUGAAGGCUGCCAAGACUUCUUUGGGGUCUAAGAUUGUAAGUAAAUCACACCUGCAGUUUGCCCAGAUGGCUGUCGAUGCCGUUUUAGCAGUAGCAGACUUUGAAAGAAAAGAUGUUGAUUUUGAAUUGAUCAAGAUGGAAAGUAAGGUUGGUGGAUCAUUAGAAAAUUCUGAAUUGAUCAGAGGGGUUAUAUUAGAUAAAGAGUUUUCUCAUCCGCAGAUGAAGAAGAGAAUCGAAGACUGUAAGAUCGCUAUAUUGACAUGUCCCUUUGAGCCACCUAAGCCAAAGACCAAGCAUAAGUUGGACAUAUCGUCCGUAGAAGAGUUUAGAGUCCUUCAAGAAUAUGAACAAAAGAAGUUCCAAGAAAUGAUUGAUUCUGUAAAGGAUUCAGGAGCAAAUGUUGUCGCAUGUCAGUGGGGGUUUGACGAUGAAGCAAAUCACUUGUUAUUAAGUAACGAUUUAGCUGCCAUCAGAUGGGUUGGUGGUUCUGAGUUGGAAUUAUUGGCUAUUGCUACCAAUGGUAGAAUUGUACCAAGAUUCGAAGACUUGGCUGCUGAAAAGUUAGGUCGUGCUGGUGUCAUUCGUGAAUUAGAAUUUGGUACCACCAGAGACAGAAUGCUUGUCAUUGAAGAAUGUUCAAACACAAAGGCUGUAACCUGUUUUAUUAGAGGAUCCAACCAAAUGAUUGUAGACGAAGGUGUCAGAGCAUUACAUGACUCUAUAUGUGUUGUAAGGAAUCUUAUCAGAGAUAACAGAGUAGUCUAUGGAGGUGGUGCAGCAGAGUUGACUUGUUCAUUGGCUGUUUCCGAUGCUGCUGACAAGCAAAAGGGUAUUGAUCAAUAUGCAUUCAGAGCGUUCUCUCAAGCUUUGGAUAAGAUCCCAAUGACUUUAGCAGAAAACUCCGGUUUAGACCCAAUUGACACCUUAUCCUCAUUAAAGGCUAAGCAAGUGAACGAAAAUUCAUCUAAUUUGGGUGUUGAUUGUUUAGGAAAGGGAACCAAUGAUAUGAAGGAAUUGUUUGUUAUUGAUCCAUUGAUUGGUAAGAAGCAGCAAUUGUUAUUGGCUACACAAUUGACCAGAAUGAUAUUGAAGAUUAAUGACGUGAUUAUCAGCGGGAAGGACGAGUAUUAG
Messenger RNA from Dujonia railenensis, 1665 nucleotides. Lineage: Eukaryota; Fungi; Ascomycota; Pichiomycetes; Serinales; Debaryomycetaceae. The record is from the annotation of a GenBank genome assembly.